This is a messenger RNA of Parastagonospora nodorum SN15, 399 nucleotides long. RefSeq lists its product as hypothetical. The transcript has 2 exons. Gene Ontology annotation, biological process: L-glutamate catabolic process. Gene Ontology annotation, cellular component: cytosol. Gene Ontology annotation, molecular function: glutamate decarboxylase activity; pyridoxal phosphate binding. The coding region runs from base 1 to 399 and encodes 132 amino acids. The record is from RefSeq and is a predicted model, not a curated record. Lineage: Eukaryota; Fungi; Ascomycota; Dothideomycetes; Pleosporales; Phaeosphaeriaceae.
AUGGCUGGCCUCGCUCGACACGUCGAUCCCGAUGAGCUGAUGAAGACGCUCCACGACCACCCGAUGCACAAGGCUGCGGGUGGUCGUCGUAACCAGACUGUAUCACACAUCACGCCUUACUCGAGUCGCUACUCGGCGAGCACUGAGCUUUCCAAAUUCAAGAUUCCUCAUGAUGGCGCACCGGCAGACGUUGUGCAUCAGCUGCUCAAGGAUGAACUCGAUCUCGAUGGACGUCCGUCUCUGAACCUCGCUUCAUUUGUCGGUACUUACAUGGAAAAAGAUAAUUUUGCGUCUCCGUCGCCAUUCCUUAGCACCUCACCUCAAGAGAAGAGAGGGCCCGCCGUUUCAACAACUCCAUACGUCAUACAUCACCACGACUACGCAAGCAUGCGCAAUUAA